UAAGUGUUACUAGCGGUACGGUUUGUCCUGAACGCAGGCAUCCACUAUCAGCAUGGAGAAACGAAAGUGUUAAGUGCUGACAGUCGCUGCUGCGGAUAUUGUGAGCUCCUGCCCGCCUCAGGCGUCACUUCCUCGAAGUGGACAGUUAGAUUUUCGUUUUAAUCGCUCAUGUGGCCGGAGCCAUGCAGAGACUGAGGUGUUUUAAAAGUUGCUGGUUGUUAUUGAGGUCAAGCUGCGAGGGAGCAGCGAAACAGACAACCAGCUCAAGAUGUUAUAGCCAUAACCCCAGGUCCUUUGGGCUCCUCUUUGACAUAGAUGGGGUCCUGGUCCGAGGCAGGACCCCGAUCCCAGCAGCCAAGCAGUGCUUCAGGAACUUGGUGGACCGCCAUGGGAAGUACAAGGUUCCUGUGGUCUUUGUUACGAACGCAGGGAACUGCAUGAGGCAGACUAAAGCUGAGCAUCUGUCUCAUCUCCUGGAGGUUGAGGUGUCUCCAGACCAGGUGAUGCUGUCCCACAGUCCUCUGCGAAUAUUUACCCAGUUUCACAAAAAGUGCGUGCUGGUCUCCGGUCAGGGUCCUGUUGAGGAGGUGGCUCACAACCUGGGCUUUGAGGACGUGGUCACCAUAGAUAUGGUUAGAGAGGCGUACCCUGUCCUGGAUAUGGUGGACCACAACAGAAGGCCCAAAGACUUUAUUCCACCCAACAAGAACUUACGGCCAAUAGACGCCAUAAUUUUAUUCGGUGAGCCAAUCAGAUGGGAGACCAAUCUUCAGCUCAUCGUUGACGUUCUUCUAACCAACGGAAACCCGGGCAGUUUGUGGAGCUCCACCCAGUAUCCUCACAUCCCGGUCCUGGCCUGCAAUAUGGACCUGCUGUGGAUGGCAGAGGCGAAAAAUCCCAGGUUUGGACAUGGCAUGUUCCUGGUUUGCUUAGAGAAUUUGUACAAGAAGGUCACAGGUUACGAUCUGAAGUAUGAGGCUCUGAUUGGUAAGCCGAGUGUGGUGACUUAUAACUACGCUGAGCUGCUGAUUAGACAGCAGGCAGAGAAGCUCGGCUGGAACACACCUGUGAAGACGCUUUAUGCUAUCGGAGACAAUCCCAUGGCAGACAUAUAUGGAGCCAACCUCUACAAUCGCUACCUUCAGGCCUCUAAGCAUACCAAAGUCAAAGUGCAGGCCAAGAGCUGCAGAGGAGGAGCGGAUCCCACCGCUCAGUCUGUCGACGACCAUCGUAAAAUGACAUCGGCGGAAAUGGGCGGCGCCUCUGUUGCCUACAGGUCAGAGGAGGAUCUCCCCGAGGCCUGCAGCUCCAUCCUGGUCUGUACAGGAGUGUACAGCAGAGAUCAGCAGGAGCUGCCAUCUGACCCGGCGCAAACAGUUACUGAGCAGCACAUCUUCCACGGCCACAGGGACUUCCGCUUCGACCCCACCCUCACACAGCCGUCCUUCGUGGUGCAGGACGUGAAAGAGGCCGUGGAGUUGGUGUUCCAGCAGGAAGGCUGGCCUCUAGAGUAGCAUCAGGGAAUAUUCAAAUAGCUUCUCUUUUUUUAAAACCUUUCUUUGUAUUCUGCCUGUUAUUGUGCAAUUCAGAGUAUAUACAACAAGCAGUUAUAAUGCUAACACUACAAUUUACAGCAGCUCUUAAAGUCUACUUGUCAGGUUUUAUAUUAAAGAAAAGAGAGCAUGAUAAAUCAUUUCAAAACUUUUUCCACCAUUAAUGUGGAACAUAUCAUGUAUGGGUUUGUUUGCUUUCGGAGAAACAAAGAAACCGUUUAAAAAAGCAUAAGUGUGCACAACCUUAAACUAAUCCUUUUGCUCUAAUUCAGCAUUCAGCCUUCUUUAGUAGGAAUCACAAUAGCGUUUUCUUUCACUCUGCCUUCCAAACGUUCUCCAGACCUCAAUGUGUAGGAACACAUCUAUUUUCCGCAGCCCACUGUAGUUUUGCUAAACUUUAUUUUGUAAUUAAAUCAAUGGCUCACCAACACGUCUGCAGAACCUAAUGAAGUGUUGAGGAGAUAAUUGAGUAGUAGGAGAGUGAAACUGGAGAUUCCUGGCUUAGAUUCACAGUGUAAGAUCUCAUUUUGCUUUUAACUAUCAAGCAAACAUAUCUGUGGUAUUUGAAAUUAAUCAGAACUUUAUCCAUAUUGACUAAAAACCUCAGGUUCAUGUAAAUAAUAGAAUGUUAAUCUCGUCUUUUGAUUAAUUCUGGCGAAAAGUGCUGUGUUUUAAUAAGCUUUGUACUCCAAUACUUUCUCCAAUUAUUCAUCUUUGUACUACAAUAUGCAUUUUAUGCUGUAAAUUUCUUUUUGUAUGCCCUUCUCCUGACUGAUACCUUUGUACCAUGGGGUCCUUUUGAAUGUUUGUAAGCCAUCUACAGACUAGCCCUUUAGCAACAGGAUGCUAAUGCAGAAAUGUUAGAUGAAUCUAGUUAGACUACAGAACUUUAUAUUAAUGUUUCAUUAUUGAUAGUGGAUGUGAAUUCAUAGAGUAUAUACUAAAAAUGUAUCAAAAGGGAUUUAGUGGUUAUUUCAAGGGUGUGCACACUUAUUCUACCAAAUUAUUACAGGUUUUUUAUUUUUUUAUAAUUCUUUUCUCAUUUGUUCUUGUGUUUUUAAAAUGUACAGGGUAAAUCUCACAUAUCCACACAAUAUUUUGAAAUUAUUAAUCAAAGUCUAACUGUUCACAUCAUAAACACUUUUUUUGUACACUUUGGAGAGGAACUGUCAGUCUGAUCUGCCGGAUUUUUUGUUUGUUUAGUCUAAAAGGAAGAGUUUUAUGCAUUAAAAUUUAUAACAUUUGCCUGCUUUCAAAAGAAAUUAGAUUAGCUGUCAGGUGUUUUACACCACACAAUAUAUCGGAAAAUGUUUGACUCAGUUUAAAGCAAAAGCUACAUUGGCACAAAUGUGGUUUUGACCUUAGGUUUUAAGGUCAAAAGCACUUAUUAAAAUGAAGAUUAAUUUUAUUUUUCUAAAUAAAUCACCCUUUUGUUUUCUUAUUCUGUGUUGGUUGAUAUAUUCCAGCCUGAUUUGUUUUUAAGUCACGGUUAAUGCUCAGGAAAUUAAGUUGCCAAUAUUCAGUUUAGACCUUUAAAAAUGCAGUAUUUUGAUUUUAUCCUCUUUUUAUGUUUUUGUAAAGUUUACAGCAUUGCACUGUUGGAUUAGAAAUGAGGUGCUGUUUGACAAGUGAACAUGAAUGUUUGCUAGAUUAAAUGACAUGGAGAAAGUUGCACCUGUUCUGUAUUGAAGAUGUAAAAGUGAUGGAAACCUGCAGACUGAUACUUUGUAAAAGCAAUAUUUUGUAAAGGAGCAAUUAAAAAGAUGAAGGGAGCUAAAUGGA
Molecule: messenger RNA, 3335 nt
Organism: Poeciliopsis prolifica (blackstripe livebearer)
Lineage: Eukaryota; Metazoa; Chordata; Actinopteri; Cyprinodontiformes; Poeciliidae
Gene: hdhd5
Product: haloacid dehalogenase like hydrolase domain containing 5
Exons: 8
Coding region: 183-1514 (443 amino acids)
Biological process (GO): glycerophospholipid biosynthetic process
Cellular component (GO): mitochondrion
Source: RefSeq, a predicted model, not a curated record